CUCUUUUUCAUACCUCUUCCUUCUCAUCUUAUAUAUUCUCAUCUCAUCUCCUGUUAUCAGCCAGAAACACUCUAUCUCCUGUCUUUCUGCCCCCAAGGGAAACAUGUAGUGACUCACUCUUUCCUACGUCGUGGAGGAACUGAAACGUCUGUUCGCCCUUUCACAUUCAUUUCAUAAAACCCUCAUGUGUCGCACUUUUUUUCUCGUUGGCCCUCCUCUCAGCGAAGGUCAGACUGUUAGGAGUUAGGAGGAGCAACGCUGCAGCCGACAUCAGAGGAAGUUUCCUGUUUCUGUGCUUGGAUCUAUGCUGCAGCUCCCCGGGACAAUAACGACGCCUUCUUCGGUCGCGUCUCUCACUGGUGCAGAAAUAUCUCUGCUGCAACUGUAUCUGUAAAAGCACAGAGUAAAUAUUCGACAAAGGUUUCUGCUGCAGCUCCAGAGAUGGAAAAAUGUCCUGAUGACAAAGCGUGGGACUCCCUCGUACGGCUGUGUGUAGCGAAAAACAUCGGAUCUGAGCCUAAACCUCAACCCAAACCAAGAGAGGCUCCCAUCGUCACCACUGUGGACCCACGGCUGAGCUCCACGCCGGCUCCCAUACUGGAGGCCAGUCCACUGAUGGUGCUGGGCCCGGCUCUGUGGAUCUCCGUGGUCCUGGCCAUAGUGGGCUCCGUGUUGGCUCUGGCCAUCUGGUUCGUCAUAUUCAGACAGCAGAAAAGACGCAGCUGCACGCCUGCAUCUGGAGUGGAGCUUCUUCCCACUACGGAGCCUCCGGUCAAGAUCCACCCAGAGAGGAACGGUCGGGCGGAGCCGCUACAGGAUGAAGAAGGGGCCCCGUCGCCGUGCCAACUGCACAUGGGGGCCCAAACAGGCUCAAAGAGGGAGGAGGGAUUCACUACUCGCGGAGGACCAGAGGGAGGCGGAGAUCUGCAAACAUGCAGCUUCCCACUUCCUGCCACAGAGCUGGGUGGCACAGCACUGGUUACCACUAAAACUGUGUGAGGCUCCAUGUGUGCGUCUCACUCAGUGGCAGAUCUGAACUUUAUCAGAAUCACUGACUUACAUUUUAAUAUUUCUUCAUUAGUCUUUAUUACUGGGAAAUCAUUCCCAAUAGACUAUUCAUUUUCAUUUUUAUGGUUUGUCUGUCUCUCAGCUGCUUCUGCCCGUGUAACUUUACAUAACUUUAGACGUCACAUGUUGCAGGAGUCAAAGAAAUCUGCCUGGGCCUUUGCAGCCAAGGCCUCGUCCACAUGCACCAAAACAAUCUCUUUUUUGUUUUUCCUGUUUUCCUUGGUGUCGUUUUUAGUAUUUCUCCAUAAAACUUGGAUCCUUUGCAAAACCGCAUCUACUUGUAGAAAGGCUGUAGUACAUAUCCCAGGCCUAUGCGUGGCGCUGUUUCUGCAAAAAAAAAAAAGAGGCGGAGCAUGCGCAUCAACCGUGCGCCGUAUACAGAUGUACAGUCCAGACUACAGUCUUUAAUCCUUUUUAUCUCAUCGUAGUGGUGAAACAACAGCACAUGUUGGACCUUGCCACCCAACAAGAAUCAAUAUCUGAUGAUGCAGCACCGUCACCAGUCCGUGGUCCACCACUGUUGUUGUUGUAGUUGUUGUUUUUUUUGUUAUGAGACGUCGGGACUAUAGGGUCGAGGGGUGGGACAAUCCACACAAAUGGAAAAAAGAAACCGGACAGGCUCCAUAUUCUUCUUUUUCACCCUUGGAACUGGAUUCCCAAAUGUGUAGUUCGGCCUAAACGUGCAAGACUUAUAAUCUUUCAUUUGUGUAAAUGUGGCCUAAAUCCGCAGGGGACUGAAGUUUGAAACCACUGACUGUUUAUACUACGGACAAACCCGUCGCGACGUCAACCACUGGAUUCUGAACCUCGAAAAUGAAGCCUGAUUUUUUUGACACGGGGGCCAUGGGGAUUUGCUCCCUUUUGGAGCCUCAAGUGGCCACUCGAUGAACUGCAGUUUUUUUUUUGUACUUCUGCCAGAGGCCUGUAUCACGAAGCAGGAUUACGGGUUUAUCGAGGUAGCUUCAGGGUUAACCCUUUGUUUCCGGUAUCAUGAAGCUGGAUUCAUUCUUAUCGAGGUACGUUACCAUGGUAACUUACUCUGAACGGCAAACCUGCUUCGGGUCAGGAUAACUUUCAGGAUUUAUCUGAAUCCGAUAAAAGGCUCCGCCCACCGGCCAAUCAGCUGUUCGGGAAAGAAUCACGUGCCUUUUCAUUACAGACACGAUUGCGUUACGGCGUGAACGCGUCUUCCAGAAGAUAGUCACACAAAGAAUAGUAUAUUUUAGCCAUUUGUCUGUUUAUAAGCUGUCAACACAGCUCCGAAUCAGGAUAAUUUCAUUAACGUUAACAACUUGAUGUAUUGAUAUGAUGUAACUGUGGCAUCAGAUUCCAGAUUUAUUGUAGCCCAUGUAACAUUAUGGAAUUAACAAAUCCAACUCCCCAGAUAAAAUUAUGUUUUUGUGCUUGGUUUUUAUCUGCUCCCACGUUCUUUUUACUCCAGAGGGGUUACAUCUGGGGGAAUGAGGCGAAUUGUAAUACAAGUUAAAACCCAGGACAGAAUUAGGACAAAGUUUAAAAUUAAAUAGAAAAUGGUUUAUUAUGUUUUUUUUUAUUUGUUUGUUUUUUUGUGCAGAAAAUUCUUAAAUAAAAAGUGCACGCAAACUAGUGUACAUAUUAAAUUGUACCUGCUCUGCGCUGGCACAGGACCGGCGAGUAUCGAUCCAAAAUCGAUAUCGACCUGUUAUCGGUAGUACGAUCGAUCCGCCCACCACUGUUGAUAACCGGCGUCGUGAUACAGCUUAUCCAGAUCGUCUCUGUUCUGGAUAGGUUAAGCUGGAUAACUUUGAGUAAAGCCGGAUAAGUUGAGCUUGCUUCGUGAUACAGGCCUCUGGACGUUGCUGCUUGUUUGAAACCCAUCGUUAUGACGCUGUUCCUUUAACCAAUAUCGUAUCAAGUUGAUACUCUUAGGCCUUCUCCGUGGCAUCAGCUAGCUAGCUAGCUAGCCGGUGUCCGCCACUUUCUGGUCAGCAACUAUGAGCACUAUGAGGAGAACCUGAGAAAAUUGUUAAGUUCUGGUGAGUAAAAUUAAUUGCUUUUACAUGUUUUAUGUAUAUUUUUUGCCAUUUUCUUGAGUCGACAUUGAUGCUUCUGAUGGAUUUGAUGUAUGUGGCACUUGUGCAGAGGAGUGAGUGGAGACUUUUUGAAUUGUUCUAUGUGAGCAUCUUGCUUUAGUAAUGACAUUCAUCUCACUUUAUGAGAUAAAACAUCUACGAUGCAACGUCCUGUUUUAUUGCAUAUUCGGUAUUAAGAGGUGUUUUGAAUAAGGCUGGAGGUCACUGAAGUCCUAGGUGGAAAAUGCACGGCCCGCCACUGGACUUGCUAUUAGGGUGGGGACAUAAAUCUGUUUUUGUAAUGACUACAAGUCCUCGUAAUGUGAAUCUUGGUUUAUGAUCAUGGUGAGUUUCCAGAAAAUGUGACAUAAAGAUUUAGCCUUUUUUGUCAUUGUGCAAGAGCAUAUGGUGAGAUUAAGAGUGUUUACGUGGGUGUAACACAACAGUUUCUCCUCAAAAAAACUCUUUUUAGUCAUCUUCGUACUCAGUCUGCUGCGAUUCUCUCCUUUUCUACCAUGUUUUUUUAAGGUUAAAACAUUAGAAUCAGCAGUUUUACUUCUCUGCACUGCUUUAAAAAUGAUACAGUGACAUGUCAUGAUGCCAUAGUAAUGUAAAGUGUAUAGAGUGAGUUUUCUUGUUAUUGUUGUUUAAUUUUUUAUGUAAAGACGAAACAACGAAGUCUCUUAGCUCUUGUGCCAUAUUUUACACAAUUAUUUAAUAAAAGAAAAAAAAUAUCA
Mugil cephalus (flathead mullet) is the source of this 3856-nucleotide messenger RNA. Its product is annotated as tumor necrosis factor receptor superfamily member 13C-like. The coding region runs from base 442 to 999 and encodes 185 amino acids. Lineage: Eukaryota; Metazoa; Chordata; Actinopteri; Mugiliformes; Mugilidae. The transcript has 3 exons. The record is from RefSeq and is a predicted model, not a curated record.